AUGUGGUCGGGCUGCGGUCUUACGACAGAUCGCGUCUGUGCGUUUGCAGCAGCCGCAUGCCUUUGUCGGCGGCCUUCUCUUCAGCCCAUGAGCCAGAGCCAUCUCAUAGCACAGCUGCACAGCAUGCACGAUCCAACAAACAACGGGGCUACUCUGCGGCCAUUCCAGACCUUCCAGCAUUGCAGAUGCCAGAAUCCACCCUCAUGGCCUGAUAUCACGCAGAAUAUCAUGCAGAACCGCCACAUCGAGGCUCCAAGCCCUCCAAGCUUUGCCGUCGUCGCUGGGCCCCGCGCCUUUGCAACUGGUCACGUGUUCGUCGGAGCACGCCGACGGCCAUCUCAACCAAUCUGA
Messenger RNA from Plenodomus lingam JN3, 351 nucleotides. NCBI's taxonomy places the organism in Eukaryota, Fungi, Ascomycota, Dothideomycetes, Pleosporales, Leptosphaeriaceae. The record is from RefSeq and is a predicted model, not a curated record.